GGCCGGGGCCGCUAGGGACUGGAGCGGCGGCGAGUACAUGGUGCACCACUAGGACCCAGCAGAGGUUGCUAUGAUUUGGGCAGUAGGUAAAGGCCUGACAUUCCUCUCAUUCCAGUGUGAAUGGGGCUGAUUGUUGGGUUGCCGAUCCUCGCUCUCCACUCCUCGUCUCUUCCAGUCUCGCACACAUCAUGUCCUGCAUGAUGCCCAGCGGCCGCCGCUGCUUUCCCCAGCCCCGAGGACUGAACUAGCCAUGGUGGCCUCAUGUGGAUGGCAAAGUUUCUCCUGGGAACUCCCGAGCCUGGUGGAGUGAGAGGUCCCCUGCCUGUGUGUUGCAGUCCAAGUAGCCCGGCCCAGCCACUCGAAGACACGAGUUAUCUUUUCCCAGACCUUCAGUUCUUUUCUGGGAGGCAUGAAGCUUCUCCAUUGACAGUAGAGGCAGGCAGUAGUACUAGAGAAAAAGCUGUUGAGGACCCUUUUUGUAACUUCUACUCCCCAACUUUCCUGAGGAUCUCAGAGGUGGAAAUGAGAGGUUCAGAGGAUGGGGCAGCUGGCACAGUAUUACAGAGGCUGAUCCAGGAACAACUCAGGUAUGGCACCCCGACUGAGAACAUGAAUCUGCUGGCCAUUCAGCACCAGGCCACCGGGAGCGCGGGACCGUCCAACAGUACGACAAGCACCCUUUCUUCCACGGAAAACCUCACUCAAGAAGACCCACAAAUGGUCCACCAGUCAGCACGGCAGGAACCUCAGGGGCAAGAACAUCAGGUGGACAAUACGGUGAUGGAGAAACAGGUCCGGUCCGCUCAGCCUCAGCAGAACAAUGAGGAGCUGCCAACUUACGAGGAGGCCAAGGCCCAGUCCCAGUUCUUCAGGGGCCAGCAGCAGCAACAGCAGCAGGGAGCUGUCGCUCACGGUUACUAUGUGCCCAGUACAACUAGUCAGAAGUCCCGGACUGAAGGGAGGCCCACAGUGAAUCGGGCCAAUAGUGGCCAGGCUCAUAAGGAUGAUGCCCUCAAGGAACUCAAGCAGGGCCAUGUCCGCUCUCUCAGCGAGAGAAUCAUGCAGCUGUCACUGGAGAGGAAUGGGGCUAAGCAACACCUCCCUAGCUCAGGGAAUGGUAAAGGGUUUAAGGCUGGUGGGGGACCACCCCCAGCCCAGCCUGCAGGCAAAGUGAUGGACCCACGAGGCCCUCCACCUGAAUAUCCCUUCAAGGCUAAGCCGAUGAUGUCCCCAGUCAGCAAGACCCAGGAACAUGGGCUCUUUUACAAUGACCAACACCCUGGGAUGCUCCAUGAGAUGGUCAAACCCUACCCGCCUCCUCAGCCGGCAAGAACAGAGGUUGCUGUCGUGAGGUAUCAGCCACCCCCAGAGUAUGGGGUAACAAGCCGGCCAUGCCAGCUCCCCUACCCGUCGAUGCAGCAGCACAGUCCCAUGUCCUCCCAGGCCUCCUCCAUCAGCGGCCCGCUGCAUUCGGUCAUGCCCCCUCCCCUCCCAUUGGCCAUGCUGCCCCAGCAGCCUCCGCCUGCCACUCCCCCGGGCCAGCAGCUUGGCCCCGAAGCUUUUGCCAUUGUGGAGCGGGCACAGCAGAUGGUAGCAAUCCUAUCUGAGGAGAACCGGGUGCUCCGCCAGGAAAUUGAGGGCUACUAUGACAAAGCUGACAAGCUUCAGAAGUUUGAAAUAGAAAUUCAGAGGAUUUCAGAAGCCUAUGAGAGUCUAGUCAAGUCAACCACCAAGCGAGAGUCUCUGGACAAAGCCAUGAGGAACAAACUGGAAGGAGAGAUUAGGAGACUCCAUGACUUCAACAGAGACCUACGAGACCGCCUGGAGACUGCCAACAGGCAACUAGCCAGCAGGGAAUAUGAUGGGCAUGAAGAUAAAGCAACAGAAGGUCAUUAUGCUUCCCAGAACAAAGAGUACUUAAAGGAAAAGGAGAAGUUAGAGAUGGAGUUAGCAGCAGCACGUACUGCUAGCGAGGAUCAGCGAAGGCAUAUUGAGAUCCUGGACCAGGCUCUGAACAACGCUCAAGGCAAGGUCGUCAAACUGGAAGAAGAGUUACGGAAGAAGCAAGCUUAUGUGGAGAAGGUAGAGAAGCUGCAGCAGGCCCUGACCCAACUGCAGGCUGCGUGUGAGAAGAGAGAGCAGAUGGAGCGAAGGCUGAGGACCCGGCUGGAGAGAGAGCUGGAGGCCCUGAGGAUGCAGCAGAGACAUGGAAACGGCCAGUCAGGCAACAUGGCAGACCACAAUGCCCCGGCACUUAUGGAGCUUGUGAGGGAGAAGGAGGAGAGGAUUUUGGCCCUGGAAGCUGACAUGACCAAGUGGGAACAGAAGUACCUGGAGGAGAGCACCAUCCGACACUUUGCCAUGAACGCUGCUGCCACGGCAGCAGCAGAGAGGGAUGCCACGAUCAUCAACCACUCCAGGAAUGGCAGCUACAGUGAGAGCUCCCUAGAGGUCCGCAUCUGGCAGGAGGAGGAAGAAGUCGUGCAAGCCAACAGGAGGUGCCAGGACAUGGAAUACACCAUAAAAAAUCUCCAUGCCAAAAUCAUAGAGAAAGAUGCCAUGAUUAAGGUCCUUCAGCAGCGAUCUAGAAAAGAUGCGGGAAAGACAGAUGCCUCCAGCUUACGCCCUGCCCGCUCUGUCCCAUCCAUUGCUGCAGCCACUGGCACACACUCGCGCCAAACAUCUCUUACCAGCAACCAGUUGGCUGAGGAGAAGAAAGAGGAGAGGACCUGGAAAGGGAGCAUUGGUUUGCUGUUAGGCAAAGAGCACCAUGACCAUGCUUCUACUCCCUUGCUGCCAACACCUCCUCCUCUGCCACCGCCAGUGGCUUCAUCUCUGUCCCCAGCAGCUUCCAUGGUUCUGGUAGGCAGCUCCCAUGCCAAAACAGGCAGUAAAGACAGCAGCACUCAGACCGACAAGGGCUCCGACCUCUUCUGGUCCAGUAUGGCUACUUUCCCUAGUCGUGGCAAGCUGAGCACUACCCCUUCAAACAGCCCCAUCUUGAAACAUACAGGGGCCAAGGGGACUGGAGACAAGUUGGAAACCUCUCCCAGCCAGGGGAAGCCGCCUGACAACAAAGGCCGAGUCAGCAGUUUGCUUCAUAAACCUGAGUUUCCAGAUGGAGAGAUGAUGGAAGUUCUCAUCUAGGAGUUGCCCUCUUCCCCCGGGGAACUUCCCAUGGAAUUUUGAUGCCCAAGAAAAGUGUUUUAGGGCAAAGAAAGGGGGAUGAAAGGGAGGGAGGGAGACAGAGAAGGUUGGUGGGUGGGAUUUCAAGAACAAUUCAAAAAGAUAGGGAUUUCAGACUCUAAAAACACAUUUAUUUUUAAAGGUAGAUGGAAACAGGAGACCUACAUGCUUGAAGAUGGAUGAAAGUACCCUGGAUUGUUGCAAAGAGAGGAAAAGGGGAAGAUAAGCAUGGAUUUGGAAAGGAAUUUAACAGAAAAUAGAAAGUGUCAGUUUUUAUUGUAUAGAAAAUGUAUCUCUUGGCGAGGCUCUGUUCAGAACCAUUCUCUGACUAAGAAUGGUUAAGCUCCCAAAUUGCUUUUCCUUUGAAAGCCCCACGUUCCUUUUUGAAUGUCUUUUAUAAGUGAAAAAAACUGUUUGUCCAUCACUAGAACCCAUUCUGAUUAUACAUAAUAUCCCUGAACCCUCAUCAGGGCUUCCCAUGAAGGGUUAUGAGCAUGUUGGUGUGGGUGUGAGUAAGUACAAUUCGAUGUCCACAGGGAGGUGGCGUAUUGGAAAGGGAUGGCAGACCCUAGGCACCCUGGCCUGAUCCAGAUUUCCAGGAGAUUGGACACUCUCUUCUUUCCCUCCCACCCUAGAUUCAGCAGUGUCUUCCAAGAAGGUCAUGCUCUUGGGCUUUUGGCACUUUCUCCACCUUAAGUUCAUCUUUACUUCUUAGAACUAGGAUUUCAAAGAGCAUCAUUUAAGUGGUCUCAUUAUGCCUUCUGUGCUUAAUAAUGAACUAGUAGCUUUCUAAAGCCAUAUUGUAGUUGUCUUACUUCUCUCUCUACCCUAUCUCCAGACCCCUAGCUCAUGUAUGUGAUAACUCAUUCUGACUGUGAAACUUUUCAGGAUAUAUCAUUGAUGAUGUGACUUUUUUUCUUUAAGAGAAGUGCACUGCCUUUCUUCUGGCUCACAUGGCCUCUUCUAGAAGUUUAGUCGGUCUUACCCAAUCCAUUAUUCAGAUUUCUCUAGUUAAGAGGAUGGGAAAAGGGGGUCUUUCACAACAGGGCUUUAUUGGGCCCAGCUCCUUCUAUACCUCAGCGGCCACCUUGUUCAAGAUUUCUUGUAUUUGUGGGCCCAGGAACAUCUUCCCAUACACAUACACUGCUUCUUCACCCUCAUGAUUAUUAAUGAGCAGCAAAUUUUUUGGUAGAAUAUAGGCUUUAGCUUCCCUCUUCCAAGAAUGUGUUUAGUAACACACUAGCACAUCUAGUAGGAGUGUCUGAAUAUUUAUUCUUCUGAUUAGCUUUUCCUAGACAAGGCAGGGAGAACACUGAAUGUAAAACUAGAUGAUGUCUUAGGUAGUUAUUAUUCCUGGUUCACUCUGGAAUGGAAAGGGUCAAAGUGACAUUGCACAUUUCUUCACUCUCAAUUUGGUUUCCUUUAAAAAGUUUACAAAGUUCCAUGUCAUGAGAGGGUGAGCCUUGGUUUUAGAGCUACCUCUCCAAAAUAGCUCCAAAUCAGUUAAUAAACAAGUCUUUAUUAAGCACCAAGAAGGCAUUUCUUUACAUUCUAGCCAUCCGUGACCACUACCUUGACCACGGAAAAGUCAUUUUUACUUUCUUCGACCUGAGUUUCCUUUUCUGUAAAAUGAAUAGGUUGAACCAAGGUUCUUCUCUGCUCCCAAAUUUUAUCCUUCUAUCUCAUUCAUUCUACUUUUUUUUCUAGAUUUUUUUCUUCCCAUAGUCACCUAGAAAAAAAAUGUGAAAUCCUGUGUGUGGUUUCAACUAAUUGACAGCUAGAGAUAAAAUACCUUUGGAAUUCCUCCCACUUGUCUGGUCAGUUCUUUUAAGGCAAGUCUUUGGAAUUUAGCUGAUGUGUGGAUCUUAGCUUCCCCAUAACAUGAGCUCACAGCCUAACCAAAUGAAAGUAAUGAAAGAGUUUUCAUCUGAAGAGGAGGGAGAAAACCACUGGCUUUUGACCCAGAAUGGACUUUUUGUUCAUGUUUAGUUGUUGAAACCUGCUCUUUGUUCACAUAACACAGAUCACAGAAGGCAGGUUGAAGAUUGGGAGAUGCCUAUUUCCAUUAGUGGGCUCUCCUCCUCUUUCACUAUGAAAUCCCAGGGCUUUUAGGAUGGGGUGGAGUAUAGGUCAGAGGUAAGUGAGGUGCAGAGUGAAUGGAAUGUUUCCAUCCUCAUCUCUGAUCCAUUUUAUUAGCUCUUGUGACAAGGUCAAGCAGAUGGAAGCUACCCCUGAAGAUAUUGAUCUCCAGCACCACUCGGUAUUUAAUGAGCACAUGCUCCCCCCCAUGUGCUGUCACACCUGUAGUAAUACAGAAAAUUGGGGUGAAAGUCUGGAACUGAGGCCCUUGAAUUCUAUCACUAGCUGCCAUAAGUGAGAAAUGUUCAUUGAUAUCACUAAUAAAGAGGGUGUGUUAGCAUUCCCUAAUAAACAGUGUUAACAAAAGAAAGCGCUCCCUGAAAUUACUCUUCCGUUGAUUAGGACAGAGGAUUUUCCAUCAACAUAUUCAGCAGAUUUAGGCUUUAUCAUAGAACACUACUGGGAAUAUUAUUGGGGUGGACAAUCAAUGACAUGCCAAGAGAAGAAUAAAUUCUCUUUAUACAUGCUGAAAUAUUGCUAUUAAAAUUAUUUCAUUGACAACAUUGAAUGAAUUAGCCAUGAUGAAAUUAUGGCAAAUUAGUUUGCAUCUCCAGGCCUCAGUUUCUUCAUCUGUAAAAUUAGGAGAAGAAAAACAGACUGGAUGAUACCUUCCAACUCAUCAAAAAACUUAACCUGUCCUGUAGUCGGUGUGUGCAAAAGGGCAUUCUUAAAGGCUCUACCAAACAUUGUACAUCAGGAGAAAAUUCUCUGACACGAGAUUUUUCAGCUAUGUCUAAUAGUAGAAGAGGUCCCCGAUCCCCCCACAAAUAAAGAAGACACCUUCAUUUCUUAACCUGUCAAGAAUUUCUUCUUCCCAUUUCCCCUCAGUUCUUGCCCUCUUAAACUUCCCAGAUGUAAGUUAACCCAGACAGUGGAAAGUGCCAAGAUUAGCCUAUCCUGAACGUGCUUCCAGAGUAGGUCAUCAUUUACUUCAUUUGAGGAGCAUUGACUUCUCUGCAGUGAAAUGAAAGUUGAUGAACCUUUUUUCCCUUAAAAAUAAGGCUGUGAGGGUCAUAAGUGAGCAGUUAUCCUUUGGAGUCUAUCAGUGUUCUUGAACUCCAUCAGAAAAGUUUGGUUUGAACCAGGAGACUGUUUGCUCAGAGUGAAUUCUGGUCUUAACACAAAGAAGGUCUUGUGGACAGUUAUGAAGGGGAGCCUCCCUCUUGAAUCUCAGGUGCCAGAGAAUACAACUUCCUGAAGGUUAGCCCCACCUCAUCCUUCCCACGUAAGCUUUAGUGUCUCCUUUUAAGCAUCUGCAUUCUUUGUGUCCAAUCUCACUCCUGUUUAUCAUCGAGACUAUGAGUACAUAUAACUAUGGUGGCCAAGACACAAACUCUUAUGCUAAAUUCUAAUUGGAUUCUGGUUGCCAUGGAGAUAUCAGAGGGAGAUGACAGAGAGGCUCAUUAUCUUUGGGUUCCCCAAUGUAAAUGCCCACCAGGAACCUAGAGAUUCCUACUACAAUCCAAUAAUGUGUGUAAGGAGGGAAUGAUGAAGGAGCAGCUAAUGGAACAGUGGCCCAGAAUGUCAGAGAUGUCACCUUUCCAUAGCAGAGAACUGUGCCAAGCCAAGAGAUAUGUUUUCUAGCACCAUGGUUUUGUUAAUUUUGUGCGUUUAUUUUUGUCUGUAAACAUUUUUGUGUCACUCUUUAUGAUUUUGAAUUUCUUAUCAAAGAAGUGGUAUGUCUAUAGCAAGAGAAAUCCCACGGAUGUUCUUUCGUGUUUCCAGAUAGACUAUGCGAUAUACAUCUUCCUUCUUGUCAGUCCACCUCCUGUCCCCCAAAUCUGAGGUGACUCAGUAUAUGUUUUGUAAACCUUUGUUUUCUUUCUUCAUGAAGAAAUCUAAAUGUUUCAAAAUGUGUGUGUUCAGUGAGUGGACUGUUUAAAGUAUUUGUAUCUGCAAAGUGUGGACUUCUUGGGAAAUGGAUUAUUUAGCAAGUUACCAAGAAAUGGUCAGCAGGAAGAUGACAGUGGUUAGCAUUUUAGUAAGUGGAUUUCUUCAAAGAAAUGGCAAAAAAUGCUCCUUUUAAAAGUUUCUUUCUUUUUAUAAUAGUUGUACCCUUUUCUCUUCUAAAUAUUUAAUGGUGUACAUAUACAUGUAUAUAUGUAAGUGCAUAUAUACAACGGGUGACUAUCAAGUGAUGUGGCUAAAAAAAUUACUUUUAGCAAAUACAGCAGACCUCAUACAUCCAAGUGAGUGAUGGACCCUUUAAAGUCAUCUGGUUGGGGCACCAUACAUUGAUUCCAUGUUGCUGCCAUUGCUCAAAACGUAUCUGGAUCAUGUCUUGCCUUGGAUGUAUUUUUGAGUAUCCUCAGUGCAGGCAAAUCUCCUUUUAAAGGGGAUUUCAUUUGAUUAUUUGGUGCCAAAUCUCUUGGAAAAAUGGGUAAACAAAUUGGGUAAAACCAAUUUUUUGGUGAAUAUAAAUUUAUACCUCCCAAAGCUGAUUUCCUUUCCCAGGAAUCACAAAAUCCCUGGGCUGGAAGACCUCAGAGGUCACCUAGUCCUACCUUUACGUAAACAGAAAUGCUCUCUAUAGCAACCCAGUGAAGUGGUCAUCCAACUUUCACUUGAAAGUCUCCAGUGAUUGUGGACCUUGGUACUGCCCAGGGCAACCACCAUCAUUUUUGGAAAGUUCUGUGUACCUCAGGCAGUUUCUAGGAUAAAUUGUGAUCUGGAUCAGUGUGGUGAAUCCCACAUCAUGCUGAUGAAAUCCUUUUCAUAUUUAUAUAAUUGGUUAAAAAAUUCUUGCUUUUGCCUUGGAUAAUUCUUGCCCAUUGUCCCAAGGGAACCAAGUAAAUUAUGGCCUGAAGCUUAGUUCUGACAGCGGUGCCCAAAGAGGGGUUCUAAAAAUGUUUUGAUUAAUAGUAACAUUAUUCAAGGAAUACAGGAGGAUAACAUUCAUUUGGAUGUAUAUGUUCUAGUGUAUUUGUUUGUUUGCUUUUUAAUAAAAGGUUCCAUCACUCUCAUGAUGUCAUGCAUGUGUUUAUAUGUAUAUGCACACUCUGAAAGUAUAUGUGUAUAUUCAUUAGUACGUACAUUCAGUAGGUAUUGAGCAAAACUGUGUUCUACGAAAUGCAUGUUGUUUUAUAAUACCAUUGCAGUAUGCUUUUGCUGUGGGAUUUUGCUACUUCGUAGAAUUAAAAAUACAGUAACAUAUAAAUAAAUAUAUUUGCAGCAUUUUCUUCUAGUAUCAAUGCAGAAAAUUUUCCUCUCCAGCGGUGUGUUUACAAACAAUUUUGUCCUGAAAUUUGCCCACCUCGUAAACAACUAUUUAUUACAGAAUGGAAUGUAGGCAAAUGUAAACCCCAUUUACUAUUUGCAGAUUUAAAGAAAUACUCUUGGAAGUUCUCAGCAUUUUCCCUUUUGGAAAGAGCAAUGGUUCAUUCCCCAUAGUUGAGAGCAGAGUCUAGAGAAAGUAUCACGGGUUGGAUGCUUCUCCCCACCUCCAGCGAUGGUUACGCACAGCACCUGCUAUUGUCACUCCUGCCUGCUCCAUGUGUAUGUGUCUUGGUGCUUUGUGAAUUUGUGCUGUAUUCAUUCCAGGUGACAUCGGUAACUGGUUGUAAAAUAUUGGCAUGUGAUUAUUGCUGGUCUGUAUAGAAUGGGGUGUACAGUGUUGUACAGCCACAUGGGGAUGUGUACAUAGGGGGAAGUCCAAGAGUGUGAUGUGUCCCCCGCAGCAAAUAUUGAUAUUGUUGGUCAGCCAAAGAUUUUCCUAUUCUUUGCUGCUUAAACUUGUGCCUUAAUAUUGUAUAUAAUAAAUGGAUUAAAUGGUCU
This is a messenger RNA of Trichosurus vulpecula (common brushtail), 9099 nucleotides long. It is a transcript of the gene AMOTL1, whose product is annotated as angiomotin like 1. NCBI's taxonomy places the organism in Eukaryota, Metazoa, Chordata, Mammalia, Diprotodontia, Phalangeridae. The record is from RefSeq and is a predicted model, not a curated record. The coding region runs from base 262 to 3147 and encodes 961 amino acids. The transcript is spliced from 13 exons. Gene Ontology annotation, cellular component: plasma membrane; cytoplasmic vesicle; bicellular tight junction. Gene Ontology annotation, biological process: angiogenesis; establishment of cell polarity involved in ameboidal cell migration; hippo signaling.